AUGGCGUUGUGCUCACAAGCGUUUGCGGCUCCACUGAAGCGUGGAUGUUGCAACUUGGACAACGACUCAAAUAGUAAACGGUUAUGCUUGGGAAUCAACAAAUCGAUUACAGACGACCAGAGCUCUUCUGAUUUUGAUUCGGAUGAUGAACAAGCCUGUUAUCAGGCAGAUCAAAUCCGGGCAAAGAAGAGAGCUUCUAAUAGAGUGUCGUUUACCUUCAAUAAUAUCAGUAACUCGAUCUUAUCGAGAGCUGUGUCCCAGUAUAGUGAUGACGAUGAGAAUGAUACGGAGGAGUAUCAUCGUCGUAGUUGCGAUAGUCCUACUGGUAGUACCCUGGCUAUUGGCAAGGUGGCACGCAGUGCUAGUUUUGUUAGUACCAGUGCUGCCAUGGGAAGCGAUCCUCAUGCUGACUGCAGAUUGUCUGCCGGUACCAAUUCGAUCUAUCCUUCAGUUUUGUUUUCAGACGACGUUUCUUCAAACAAGAAGGAAAUACCCGAUUCCGACAAACAAUGCAGAGCUAGAUGUUUCGACUAUUUGGUCGGUGCUAUCGAUGAGGCAUGGGCUCGUUAUUGCGACGCUACCACCAGCGUUGAAGACGAAGUUUACGGGUACUCUUCUGGAGUUGGCAGAUGCCCUGCCGAUACCAAUACUCCUGCAUCAGUAGCUACGGACGAAGAGGACUACUUUGCAAACGCAACCGAUUUUACUGAUUACGAUGAUAGCGAUUUUGAUAUCAAUCACAAAGGCGCUCAAGUUUCGAGACGUCCCCUGUUAAUGCCCGUACAACAAGUUCAGGGCAACAAUGGUCCUUCGUACUCAGCCAAGGAUCCUUCAAGUUGUCAAUUGCAAGCAUUGAAGGACCGGUUAACCAAGGCUAAGUACUAUUUACAAGAUCUCACUGAUUCCGAUAUAUUCCAAGAUGUGAUUGCAUUUUGGAAGCGGUGGGAUAUGAUCAAGUACGCCACUAUUGAACUUGUGGAAGAUGAUGAUGAUGACGAAGUGGUGGAAUCCACGAUCGAAGAGUUGGAGCGUGGCCGUAUGUUUGUUCAUUAG
Messenger RNA from Meyerozyma guilliermondii ATCC 6260, 1053 nucleotides. RefSeq lists its product as uncharacterized. Lineage: Eukaryota; Fungi; Ascomycota; Pichiomycetes; Serinales; Debaryomycetaceae. The coding region runs from base 1 to 1053 and encodes 350 amino acids. The record is from RefSeq and is a predicted model, not a curated record. The transcript has a single exon.